AUGAAUUUUGAGGACGGCAUUUCUUUUGAUCUCUCUCGAUACUACGGAGCUGCCGACGAGCAGCGGGACUUGUUCGUCGUACUGCGCGGCUAUAAGCCCGGAUGCACGAAUAAGAUUGGAGCUAUCUUGGCCACGCAUGGGUUGGAGGAUUCGCUCGUGCUGUGCUUCGACUCAGAGGCAGUCGCGUUGGAUCAUUGGCGCCGUGAACUGACCGUCGGCCAACGGGUGGAGUGCAUUGGGGGCGCAUCUGCAGAGGAGCGCUCCGCUUACACUCGUAGCCUGCGACAGGACAUUGACGCUAUGGUCAUACGCGAAAGCCGUUGGAAGGCAUCUCGUUCCAGUCGCGCUCUACCUCCUCUGUCGCCACCAGCUAGGCGAACGGAUUCAAUCUCUGUUCCAAGGGGCCUGCGCUCCAGCACUACCUCCACGUCCGCCGCCAGUUCGAGAACCGUGAUCGGCUUGGUAAAGUCAGAGGACCAGAAAACCGGACGCGACAUCAUCGAUCAUAGCUUGAAUCAACCUUCCUCCUCUGGCCCGGUCAGCUCUCUACCUGUGAACUAUGCUCCACCGCCCGAUCGAGGGCAGGGUUACCUUCCUGCCAAUCUCCCUCAUCCCGUCAACGCCGUGCGAGGUACGUCGGGCAAGCGCAACUGGUACUUUGUCCCGAGGUCGAGGAACCCGGGCAUCUACGCCUCUUGGGAUGACGUGAAAGCGUCCAACGCUGGAGCCGCGAGAGAGUUCUACAACGAAGGCGCCGAUACUUACGAGGAAGCUCUUGGGAAGUGGGUUACAGCCAGGGAAACUCGCGGUGGUAUCCAGCGCUUCGCCUGA
Molecule: messenger RNA, 831 nt
Organism: Peniophora sp. CBMAI 1063
Lineage: Eukaryota; Fungi; Basidiomycota; Agaricomycetes; Russulales; Peniophoraceae
Source: the annotation of a GenBank genome assembly